Messenger RNA from Prunus persica (peach), 925 nucleotides. RefSeq lists its product as uncharacterized. The record is from RefSeq and is a predicted model, not a curated record. NCBI's taxonomy places the organism in Eukaryota, Viridiplantae, Streptophyta, Magnoliopsida, Rosales, Rosaceae. Bases 215 to 712 code for a protein of 165 amino acids. The transcript is spliced from 3 exons.
GGUGGUUGUAUUUAAAACAGCCCAGAAGGGAAACAAAUACAACACAGCUGGCAGAGUCGGCAAGAACACAGACAGAAACCAAUUACACUAAGGGCUAGAGUCUAGACAAAUCUAAGGCUCCGUCGGAGUUUAGUAAACUGGCUCGACCCCAACCAAAUAACAGUAAAGAAAGCCAGCUCAAAACAGAGAUCCCAUCUGGGGGACAGGGUAAACCAUGUUGAUGACUUUCCCAUUUCCCCAUUUCCCAUUUCCCUUCGCGGCUAGAGGCGUUGCAGAUAUGCCGAGGCUGUCCACCCCUCAAAUAAAAAGUACUAGGUCUAUAGUUCCAACUUUUCUUCCGGUUAAAAGUUGUCUUCCUCAGCUGGUGACUCUCAAUCUCAACUUGGACAUGAAUCUGAAUAUGCUAAGAUGGGCACGAGUGCCAUGUCUGAGGAAUUUGCAGAAGGUUAAUAAAUGUCCUCAUCAGUGCCUUAAGGUGGUGAAAUUUUCUGGGUUCGUUGGGUCUAGUAUCGACACUGAGCUUGCCAUGUACUUCUCUGAGAAUGCCGUUGCGCUUGAAACGUUUAUCGUCGAUCUCAGAAAGGUUGUCGUUGAAGAAUCCACUCUAUUGUCUGAAUUUGUUACAACCCAGAAACAACUGAGGGCAGCAAGAAAGCGUGCUUUGCAGAUAGGUAAAAAACUACCUCCAGGAGCUGAGUUAAUUGUUUUGUAAUUUCACUUGUUUAAUCCUCUUUGCUACAGACGUGAUACACUUUUUGCAGCAUGUAAUUUGCCACUAUUUAUUUCUGAUAUUUUCCGAAAAUUAAAUAAUGUUUGUGUGGUGAACAAGGAAGACAGUUUUGGUACUUGAUUGAUUUCUUCCAAUAUGUAGAUUCUUGAAUGAGUUGGAGACAAAAUUAAAAAGGACAUGUGAUUUGCACGGUCU